Molecule: messenger RNA, 1199 nt
Organism: Protopterus annectens (West African lungfish)
Lineage: Eukaryota; Metazoa; Chordata; Ceratodontiformes; Protopteridae
Product: hydroxycarboxylic acid receptor 2-like
Exons: 1
Coding region: 102-1130 (342 amino acids)
Biological process (GO): G protein-coupled receptor signaling pathway
Cellular component (GO): membrane
Molecular function (GO): G protein-coupled receptor activity
Source: RefSeq, a predicted model, not a curated record
UGGCAUGACCAUUUAAGUUCUCAGUUUGCUCCUGCUCUGAAACACUGAGGGAUGUUAAUUUAGUGUGCUUAUGUUAACACUAUUUUUAAAAGUGUAUAGGCAUGAUAAAUAUCAGUGAUAUGUACUGCCUCACUGUCCAGACCAAUGUUUCGUUGAUUCUAGCACCAGUCCUUAGUGUGGAAAUUAUAAUCGGACUUGCUGGAAAUGGAAUUGCUCUAUGGAUCUUUUUUCUCCGAAUGAAAUUUUGGAAGCCAAGUACAGUGUAUCUUUUGUGUCUGGUUGUUGCUGACCUUCUCUUAAUGAUAAGUUUACCAUUCCGGAUUGACAACUACUUCAGGGGUGAACACUGGAUUUUUGGAGAUAAAUUUUGCAAAGUGAAUUUAUUCAUGUUGGCUAUGAACAGGACAGCAAGCAUAGUAUUUCUGACAGUUGUAGCUAUCGAUCGGUAUUUAAAAGUUGUACAUCCACAUCACAGACUGAACAUGGUAUCACUGCAAGCAGCUGUGAUAAUAGCUAUCACAAUAUGGCUUGUUUUAGUACUAAUGAAUUCUCAUGUAUUUUCAACUUCACUUUUAUUUGAGUACAAGAACCAUUCUCUUUGCAGGAGUUACAGCUCUUACAACAAGUUAAAUGUUGCCAUGAUGUGGCAUUAUGGGAUUUUCUUUAUGGAGGUUGUUUUGCCCCUUUGUGUUAUCCUGUUCUGCACCUUCAACAUCAUUGCAAAACUGCACCGCAGAAAAAUGCAUACCAACCCCAAAGUGAGAAGGGCUGUAGCAGCACUUAUUAUCAUCGUCCUGGUCUUUAUUAUAUGCUUUGUGCCUUGUUUUGUGGCAGGCUUAGCGGCAAUGCUAAUAAAGUACAAAUAUCCAAAUGACUGUGAAGCUUUCACACCUGCUACUGAGUGGUUUCAUGGGUCCCUUGGUUUUACAUACCUGAACAGUGUGUUGGAUCCACUUGUCUACUGUUUUACAAACCCAACUUUCAAAAAAGCAUGUACAAAGGCUCUGUCAUCACUUGGACUUUGGUCUUUAGAAUCUGAAAACAAUGAACAGGACUCAAGAGAUUCAGUCCUCAAAGAAAGAAGAGCAACACUGCAGUUAGAACAUAAUCAAGUCAAUAGUUUUAAAUAGCCGGUUAACUCCCCAACAUACAAAUACACACAUGUGCGCACACACAGUCUCACACGCACACACACACAC